Molecule: messenger RNA, 1455 nt
Organism: Frieseomelitta varia
Lineage: Eukaryota; Metazoa; Arthropoda; Insecta; Hymenoptera; Apidae
Product: odorant receptor 13a-like
Exons: 6
Coding region: 132-1364 (410 amino acids)
Biological process (GO): detection of chemical stimulus involved in sensory perception of smell; sensory perception of smell
Cellular component (GO): plasma membrane
Molecular function (GO): olfactory receptor activity; odorant binding
Source: RefSeq, a predicted model, not a curated record
GAAGAACACGAUUAGUGAAUAAGGGAUGCCGAUAGAUCAAAGUGAUUGAUCGUCCCCGAUCAAUCAAUGCGAAUACGGGUAAAACGAGUUCAAUAUCCGAACCGAGUUCAGCCGGUUGUUAACAAUACGAUAUGAGUUUUCGCAAGACCAACGACGUAUCUAUCAGCUUGACGUCCAUUUUUAUGAAACUUGUGGGACUGUGGAUAGCGGCCAACAAGUCCGAGCAACGCGUUAGAAACAUUACGGUGGGUUACACGAUGAUAGCGAUCAUCUUCGGUACGUGGAUACAGAUUACCGAUAUGUGUUACUCUUGGGGCGAUUUUAGUACCUGUAUUUACAUCACAUGCAAUCUCUUAUCGUUAUCGAUGGCAUUUCUCAAGAUACUCGUUCUGCUCGCUCACAAGGAAGAUUUUUUCCGUUUAAUUUUGUACUUGCAAGAGAGGUUUUUGUAUGCGGAUUACAACGACUAUGAGAAAAGAAUUAUAAUCGGCUGUAAACGAAAGUGUAUCUUCUUCGUUUCAUUCUUGACCAUUUCCAUCAUGGCGACUCUUGGUGCUUACGUUCUUAAACCAAUUAUCGCAAAUAUUUCAAGAAAUGCAUCAGACAGGAUACUUCCAUUCAACAUGUGGGUUGACUUACCACUGACUGUAACACCAUACUACGAAAUAACGUUUGUCCUACAGGUUUUGUCCUUGUAUCAUAUCGGGAUAACUUAUUUUUGCUUCGACAAUUUCUUAUGCAUUUUAAAUCUACACGUGGCUGCUCAGUUUCGAAUAUUGCAAUACAGAAUUUCCAAUAUAACGGAUUUAAUGAAUAGAGAGACGCUAGAAAUAAAUCAGACAUUCAAAGCGAGUUCAUCGUGCUUCGCAAACAAAUAUUACGAAACAUUUAAAAAGUGUAUCCGGCAACAUCAAGCGCUUAUAGCAUAUUGCAAGAAACUGGAAGAAGUAUUCAAUUUGAUCGUUCUCGUACAAAUACUGGUUUUUAGUAUGAUGAUUUGUCUCCACGGAUACCAAAUAUUGAUAGCAAAAACAUCGAAUAUAGUACGCACGAUCUUCAUCUGUCAUAUAUCAGGGUGUCUAUGCCAAUUACUAAUGUUCACCUACAGCUGCGACUGCAUCAUACGAGAAAGCUUAAACAUAGCCAUCGCUGUGUAUAGAGGACCUUGGCCAUUUUUGCCAUCGACCACAAGCGGAAGGAUGAUGCGGAAGGAUUUGACUAUCGUUAUCAUGAGAUCCAGCAUACCUUGUUACCUAACAGGCAGAGGUUUUUUCAUCGUGUCCCUAGAAACAUAUACAAGCGUUUUAAGUACCGCGGCAUCGUACUUUACGUUGCUAAAACAGAGUGUAGAAACAAUUUCGUAAUAUAUGUUAAUCGUAAACAAUGUAUCUUGUACAUAAAGUAAUUGGUUGCUGUACAUUAAAAAUGAGUUUUCAAUGAAUAAAUAAAUUUAGU